CGUCAGCUCGAUCACUAUGCGCGUCUGAAUCACUGUGUGAAAAUGAUUUGUAUUAGUCUCGGGGAGGAAGUGGUGACUCCAGAAUAGCCGCCCGCUGCCGUUGAAGGCACGAGGACUAAAGGACAUCCUGAGGAUCUGUGCGGCUGCUGCAGUGGACGGGCAAUAUGCUGAACUUUGCAGGGAAUGCACAGAGAUGGUGACCUGGCUUUUACCGCUGUAUUGUCUGACGUGUCUCGGCUCCUUUGUGCCCUGAUGUCAAAGGUUUUCCUCUGCGUGAGUGCAAGCACUCCCCCGCGUGGCGCUAGAUCUGGAAGCAGCCACACAAAGAUGAGUCUCCAUGGUGCCAGCGGUGGCCACGAACGAUCUCGGGAUAGACGCCGAUCCAGCGACCGGUCUCGGGAUUCAUCUCACGAGAGAGGAGAGAGUCAGCUGACCCCCUGCAUCCGAAACGUUACCUCGCCCACGCGGCAGCAUCAGAGCGAUCGAGAGAAAGAAUAUUGUUCCUCCCGGCCGAGCAGUCCCCGCCCUCAGAAAACCUCACCGAACGGUUCCAGUAGUAGUGUCGGGAUGAGUAGCCGGAUCGGUAGCCAGUCCAUUUCAGACGUGAUCUGUAAGACCAGCGGGGAGAUGGUGUUUGUUUACGAUACGGUGAAGGAAGGCGCUCGGAGCAUACGUACCUCCGAGAGGGUCACGCUCAUAGUCGACAACACCAGAUUUGUUGUUGAUCCGGCUAUAUUUACGGCACAGCCAAACACAAUGUUGGGCAGGAUGUUUGGAUCCGGCAGAGAACAUAAUUUUACCCGUCCCAAUGACAAAGGAGAGUUUGAAGUGGCAGAAGGAAUCAGCUCCACCGUGUUCCGGGCAAUCCUGGAUUACUACAAGACCGGGACCAUUCGUUGCCCGGACGGCAUAUCCAUCCCCGAGCUCAGAGAGGCCUGUGACUAUCUGUGUAUCUCCUUUGAAUAUAGCACUAUCAAAUGUAGAGACCUCAGUGCUUUGAUGCACGAGCUGUCCAACGACGGGGCCCGGAGACAGUUCGAGUUCUACCUGGAGGAGAUGAUCCUGCCGCUGAUGGUGGCCAGCGCCCAGAGCGGGGAGCGGGAGUGCCAUAUUGUGGUGCUGACGGACGACGAUGUGGUGGAUUGGGAUGAAGAGUAUCCCCCGCAGAUGGGAGAAGAGUAUUCUCAGAUCAUUUACAGCACCAAGUUGUACCGAUUCUUCAAGUACAUCGAAAACCGAGAUGUGGCCAAAUCUGUCCUGAAGGAGCGAGGACUCAAGAAGAUCCGGCUGGGGAUCGAAGGUUACCCAACAUACAAGGAGAAGGUGAAGAAGAGGCCGGGCGGGCGCCCCGAGGUCAUCUACAACUACGUGCAGCGGCCCUUCAUCCGCAUGUCCUGGGAGAAGGAGGAAGGGAAGAGCCGGCACGUGGACUUUCAGUGCGUCAAAAGCAAAUCCAUCACAAACUUGGCCGCGGCCGCCGCCGACAUCCCCCAGGACCAACUAGUAGUCAUGCACCCCACACCCCAGGUGGACGAACUGGACAUCCUGCCCAAUCACCCCACCUCUGGCAGCAACGACACCGACCCAGACGGGCAGAACUCUACGUUAUAAUACGAGGCCGGGCAGCGCCGCGUCUGCUGGGCACAGUUGUGGGUCCUUCACAUCCACGGGAGGCCUGUAAUGGGGCAUUGCAGGAGCCAAGCGUCACCGGGAGCCACUGAUGCUUUCUCUACAAUCAUUGCAAUGGGAGGGCAGGAGCGGACGGGUUGAUGGUGUCGCCGGUACCGUAGACCGAUGAACCGUUUUUUGGUUGUGCAGUGUGGAUUUUGUUGUUUUCCGUUUUUCCAAGACCAAGGAACGA
Molecule: messenger RNA, 1861 nt
Organism: Nanorana parkeri
Lineage: Eukaryota; Metazoa; Chordata; Amphibia; Anura; Dicroglossidae
Gene: BTBD10
Product: BTB domain containing 10
Exons: 8
Coding region: 184-1611 (475 amino acids)
Biological process (GO): positive regulation of phosphorylation
Cellular component (GO): cytoplasm
Molecular function (GO): protein binding
Source: RefSeq, a predicted model, not a curated record